Caenorhabditis remanei is the source of this 1839-nucleotide messenger RNA. RefSeq lists its product as uncharacterized. NCBI's taxonomy places the organism in Eukaryota, Metazoa, Nematoda, Chromadorea, Rhabditida, Rhabditidae. The record is from RefSeq and is a predicted model, not a curated record. The transcript has 5 exons. Bases 1 to 1839 code for a protein of 612 amino acids. Gene Ontology annotation, cellular component: oligosaccharyltransferase complex; membrane.
AUGUUCCUUCUUUUUUCCACUCUUCUGACAUCUCCAUUGCCAAGUGCCGAACAUAUUCGUGUCCCCAGUCUCCGAUUGAUGCGAUUGCUGUUAGUCGUCGCUCUCUUGGGUGCGGUUUUUGCCGAAGAUGAGUGGAAAGCCGUUAACGUUGACCGAACCAUUGAUGCAACAUCACAAAUUGUGAAAACUUCCACACUGUAUUCAUUUGAGAACAUAGGAGCCGGACCACAGUCGAAAGUUUCAAUUGCUCUCACAAAAGAAGAAGUUGCCGGUCUUUCUCACAUCACUGCAGCAAUCGAUGGAACUAAAGGCAAGCUGAAGUUAGCCGAAAAACCUGUCGACCGGGGUUUGGGUAUCUAUGAAGUGGAUCUUCGCACCCCCAUUGCCAAAGGAGCUAAAGUUACGCUCAGAGUCAACCUUCGCCUAACUCAAGUUCUCGAGCCACUUCCAGCCAAGAUUGCUCAAUCAGAAAAUCAAUUUGUUGUUUUCCACACAUCAGCUUAUGUUCCAUCACGGUACGAAACUGUUACCCAGAAGACGACCAUCCGUACUACCCAAGGCGGAAAGCUUCUUUCGGCAACUACAGUUUCUCCUUCGAAACAAGAAACGGAACGUGUUUCCUACGGUCCUUAUGCCAAUAUUCCUGCAUUUGAGAGCAAGCCAAUUAAAGUACAUUACGAAAACAAUUCUCCAUUCGUUGUCGCCACUAUCGUCGAGAGAUAUAUUGAAGUUUCCCACUGGGGAAAUAUCGCUGUUGAGGAAUACGUUGAAUUAGUUCAUAAAGGCGCUGAACUUGAUGGUCCUUUUUCAAGAAUCGAUUAUCAAAUGGAUCGUCGAGGACGCCGUCAGCCAGCUUUCCAGCAGUUUACGACUGUUCUUCCAGCUCAAGCUAAGGAUAUUUACUACCGUGAUGAAAUUGGAAACAUUUCCACAUCGGCCGUCAGAAUCCGUGCCGAUAGCGUCGACGUUGAGAUUCGUCCGAGAUUCCCAUUGUUUGGUGGAUGGAAAACUUCCUACAUCAUUGGAUACAACUUGCCAUCAGAGGAGUACUUGUACACUAAAGGAAACCAAUAUGCUCUGAAGACUAAGUUGUUCGACCACGUUUUCAGCGAUAUUGUGGUCGAGAAGCUUCGCACUAAAGUUCUUCUUCCCGAGCAUGUCAAACGAGUUAAAGUUGUCACCCCAUAUGUUGUCGACAGGCGUCCUGACGAACUCAAGCCUACAUACCUGGAUACCACUGGUCGCCUUGUUGUUGUCCUUGAAAAGAAUAACGUCGUCCCCGACCACAGCCAAUUUUUCACCGUCACUUACGAGUUCAACCACAUGGAUAUGCUUCGUGAGCCACUCCUUGCUGCGGCUUUCUUCUUCUCUCUGUUCUUUGUGAUGAUUGUGUACUCCAGAUUCGAUUUCACUAUUUCCUCGGACCCAGCCAAGGAAGCCGAAGAGCGAUCUCAACUCAGCCUUGAGAAACUAUCAAAGUCUGUUGACUCCAAGCAAGCAGCCUAUGACGCUUUGAUCGAUGCUGCACAGCACUACAAGUCAACUAAAGACGAAGCCGAACUUCAAGAGGCUAAGAAAACUUUCAAUGAAACUAGAAAUCAAGAGAACUCUAAUCUUACGGAUAAGAUUUCUGCCUUGAAAACCGACGUUGGAAUUGCUGCGGCUGAAAAGGCUGCUGAGCUAUUGAAAUAUGACAAGGCUGUGUGCGACUCUGUGGAGAACUAUAUCAAAGCUGUGGAGAAAAGCACAACCAAAACAGCUGGACCAGAAGAACAACAGUUUGUGAACAAAGUUAAAGAUGCUAGAAUCCGUGCUGACAACGUGCUUGCCUCGAUUUAA